Messenger RNA from Trypanosoma cruzi, 556 nucleotides. RefSeq names its product tricarboxylate carrier, putative. The transcript has a single exon. The record is from RefSeq and is a predicted model, not a curated record. Gene Ontology annotation, molecular function: monoatomic ion transmembrane transporter activity. The annotation marks the transcript as partial. Gene Ontology annotation, biological process: mitochondrial transmembrane transport; monoatomic ion transport. Gene Ontology annotation, cellular component: mitochondrial inner membrane. Lineage: Eukaryota; Euglenozoa; Kinetoplastea; Trypanosomatida; Trypanosomatidae.
AUGUUCAGUUACCCACCAUUUUCCCUUACGAAGCCUAUGUAUGACACGGACACCUACAUAGGUCGCAGUUUAUACUUUUUCUUCUCCAUCAAUCCGCUGCUGUGCUUCCAGACGGAACGCAUGCUGAUGCAGAAGAGGCUUCUCUUGGACCGUGUGGCGGCGGGUGAGAAGGUGUCGGUAGACGACAAAACGCUCUGGAAGGCACGCAUGGCCAUUGAAAACUGCGUGCAUCCGACCACCGGAGAAGUAAUCUUCCCCCUGUUCCGCAUGUGUGCAUUUCUUCCAAUGAACAGUCUUAUCGUACCCUUUAUGAUGACGCCAGGAACCGUCAGCAGCGUUGCGCGGACUGUAUUCAUCCAGUGGUUUAACCAGAGCUAUAACUCUGCUGUGAACUACGCCAAUCGUUCCUCUGAGAAGCAGAAGCUGGGGGAAUUGUCGAAGGCGUACGUUGCGGCGGUGGGUAUUUCCGUUUCGGGCGCAUUGGGCGCGACGGCGCUGCUUAAGCGCGUGCCGAGUGGCACCCUGCAGGCAACGGUCAUUCGUGCAACGCUGCCGU